This is a messenger RNA of Cylindrotheca closterium, 879 nucleotides long. Lineage: Eukaryota; Bacillariophyta; Bacillariophyceae; Bacillariales; Bacillariaceae. The record is from the annotation of a GenBank genome assembly.
AUGUUGCCACGAUUACGCCGUCUAAACAAACAUGUCAGGGUUCAUCUCAGGAAAACAUCAAGACGAUUGGACUCCAAUGUCAGUGGAUCAAGUUCUGGAGGUGGUCCGGACAAUGCGUUCGUGAAAGGAAUGGGAAUCGGUGUAGGUGCAGGUGCGCUCGGAUCGCUUGCGGGGUUGGGCGGAGGGUUCAUCAUGAUACCUCUGAUGACCUCCAGGCUACUGCGAUUAUCACAGCAUCAGGCGCAUGGAAGCUCCUUAUUUGCUAUCACAACAACUGGUCUGGCCGGUGCGCUUGGAUAUUCAGGUCACGUGGACUUGGAAGCUGCUGCUGCCAUUGCAUGCACGGGAAUUGUGACUGCAAGAUUCGGAGUAAGGGCAAUGUCUGCCAUGCCUGAAAAAAUGCUAAAGAAGUCACUUGGUAUGUUGAUGAUUGGAGUUGCCCCCCUGGUACAGGCCAAAACAUAUUUCAUGGAAGCAGGAUCCAAAAAAACUGCGGGAGAAACGGCAGAUAAGGAGAACACGGCGGCACGGCUCUAUGUACCGGCUCUUAUUGGCUGCUUUUCUGGAUUCGCAUCUGGUUUGUUUGGUGUUGGGGGCGGCGCUAUCGUUGUUCCAGCCUUGACUGUGUUUACAGAUAUGGACCAUUAUGCAGCCUUGGGAACAAGUCUAUGUGCCAUGGUUCUGCCCGCAAUGUCAGGUACGUACGCGAACUACCAAAAGGGAUUUGUAUGCAUGCGGACAGCUCCAGGACUUGCUGUUGGUGCCUUCAUCGGUGCUUACUUGGGUGGGCGACUCGGUUCAUCUAUCGACGAGACGCAACUGAGGUGGGGGUUCUCUUCCUUAAUGCUGGUUCUUGGGACUCGAACUCUGCUCAAGUAG